Messenger RNA from Arabis nemorensis, 321 nucleotides. NCBI's taxonomy places the organism in Eukaryota, Viridiplantae, Streptophyta, Magnoliopsida, Brassicales, Brassicaceae. The record is from the annotation of a GenBank genome assembly.
AUGAAGAGAGGAGUUUUGAUAGUGAACAACGCAAGAGCAGCCAUCAUGGAGAGGCAAGCGGUGGUGGAAGCGACGGAGAGUGGACAUAUUGGUGGGUACAGUGGAGACGUGUGGGACCCACAACCAGCUGCUAAGGACCAUCCAUGGCGUUACAUGCCUAACCAUGCCAUGACCCCUCACAUCUCCGGCAUCACCAUGGACGCUCAGCUACGAUAUGCAGCGGGGACAAAAGACAUGCUAGAGAGGUACUUUAAGGGGGAAGACUUCCCUGCCCAAAAUUACAUCGUCAAGAACGGUGAAAUUGCUCCCCAGUACAUGUAA